AUGAGACACCUGGGAACCAGAAGAUCUCACACACCUGCUGCAGGAAACAGCCAAUCAGACGGGGUUUCUGACAACAGCCAAUCAGACGGGGUUUCUGACAACAGCCAAUCAGACGGGGUUUCUGACAACAGCCAAUCAGACGGGGUUUCAGCUCAUUUUCAGUUCUUUCUUCUUCAUGUGACCAUCAUGCAUCCAAAGCUCGUGCGCUCAGAGUUGCGUUCGGACGUCGUUGUUCAGACGUCUCUGAGGACCUUCGGCGGUAACCACGGCAACAACAACAUCACCAGCGUCGGCAACCGCCUCCCGUUCGGCAUCCUCUCCCCCAACACGCCGCGCGGUGGAGUGGCGCCGCUCCGGGCGCCGGGCCGCGAGAACGACUCGACCGCGGAGGACGGCGAGGCCCCGGCGGACGUCUGGGCCGUCAUCACGCCGGGACACGUCCGGGAGAAGAUCGCCAUCUUCGCCUCGGACGACGAGGGCGGCGGCGGCCGGCGUGGCGCGCCUAACGGGGGCUCCGGCGCCCGUGCGGCGCCCACGAACCACGCGGCGAUGACGGGACUCUUACGCGCCGCCAAGGCCAAGGGAACCCGGGAGGGUAACUGCGGCGCUAAGCGGCGCCGCCGGUCCGGUAACGACCAGCAGGACACUCAAAAAGCGUUGCCAGGGCGAUGUGACUCGGGCGGCGAGGCGGUGGCGGCGGAGCAGAAGGUGUCGGUGGUGGAGAUGGUGGCGUUCCUGGAGCAGAGAGCCGGCCACGCCAAGCCGCUGCUCGCCCUGCAGAGAAGCUCCGCCUCCAUCACGCUGUCCAGAGCCCCGCCCCCUGAGGGCAAAGGGGCGGAGCCAGAGAGGGAGCAGGGGGCGGAGCCAGAGAGCGUGCGGGUGUCGGACAUGGUGGCGCGGCUGGAGUCGUCGUGCGUGAAGCGCCAAUCGGCGGGAGAUCUGUCGAGAAACAACAGCCUGCGGAGGAUGGUGGGGCGCGUCCUGCUCGCCGCCCCCGGGGACCAGAGCUCCGCCCCCUGCCCGCCGUCAUCGCCAUCAUCGAUUACAUCAUCGACGGACGGGGAGCCAAUCGCCUGCUCAGAAACAGCCGUCUCAGCCGUGGCUAGCGGUAGCUCUGAAGACGAGACGCUGGACGCCACAGAGACUCACACACAGACCCCGCCCCUCUCACAUGCCCCGCCCAUCCCACAGACCCCGCCCCUCUCACAGACCCCACCCCUCCCACAUGCCCCGCCCAUCUCACAGACCCCGCCCCUCUCACAGACCCCACCCCUCUCACAGACUCCGCCCCUCUCACAGACUCCGACGGCUCCAAAAGUGGAGCCUCUACCUGGCCUGUUGUUCCUGCUUCCUGCCUCUAAGCCCCGCCCCCCUCCGGCUUCCUGCGACUCUGGCAGCCAAUCAGAGAAGAGGAGGAAGAGGAGGAAGGCGGACCGAGCUCAGCAGCAGGCGCCGGUUCCGGGUGCGGACGCCGCCGGCUCGUCGCCCCCCCGCCGCGCGUCCCCAGACUUCCUGUCGGUGCGCCAGCGGCUGCAGCAGCUGUUGGCGCCGCAGCCGUUCCUCGCCGUGCUGCCGCACCACGUCCUGCUGAGCAUCCUGGCGCUGCUGCCCACGCAGAGCCUCGCCGCGCUCAAGUGCACCUGCCGCUACUUCCGCUCCGUCAUCGAGGACUACGGCGUGCGGCCCGCCGACUCGCUCUGGGUGUCCGACCCACGUUACCGCGACGACCCCUGCAAGCAGUGCAAGAAGCGGUACGGGCGCGGCGACGUGCCGUGCCGCUGGCACCACAAGCCGUACUGCCAGGCGCUGCCCUACGGCCCCGGCUACUGGAUGUGUUGCCGCGGCGCGCGCCGGGACGCGCCUGGCUGCAACGUGGGUCUCCAUGACAACCGCUGGGUGCCGGCGUUCCACAGCAUCAACGUGCCGAUGUACCGGAGAGGCGGCGGCGACGGCGACUGACGCGGCGGCAGGAAAUGAUUGAAGACGUAGAGCAACGCCCCCCCGCUGGGGGGGGGUGGGUGGGUGUGUGUGUGUGUGUGUGUCUCUGUGUGUAUGUGUGUGUGUGUCUGU
Etheostoma cragini (Arkansas darter) is the source of this 2070-nucleotide messenger RNA. It is a transcript of the gene fbxo34, whose product is annotated as F-box protein 34. The transcript is spliced from 4 exons. Gene Ontology annotation, molecular function: protein binding. Lineage: Eukaryota; Metazoa; Chordata; Actinopteri; Perciformes; Percidae. Bases 1 to 1959 code for a protein of 652 amino acids. The record is from RefSeq and is a predicted model, not a curated record.